Molecule: messenger RNA, 7039 nt
Organism: Oncorhynchus masou masou (cherry salmon)
Lineage: Eukaryota; Metazoa; Chordata; Actinopteri; Salmoniformes; Salmonidae
Product: serine protease hepsin-like
Exons: 13
Coding region: 599-1879 (426 amino acids)
Biological process (GO): proteolysis
Cellular component (GO): membrane
Molecular function (GO): serine-type exopeptidase activity; serine-type endopeptidase activity
Source: RefSeq, a predicted model, not a curated record
ACCUGAACUUAAGACAUAAAUGUAAAACUAGGAAACGGUAUAUCAAUUGAAGGGGUUGUUAAGCCUGUGCUCUGCUCUGCAGGUGCCAUUUGACCGAUAUCUCAUGACGUCACCUGUACACUACCUUGACCGUUUCUAAAAGGCUAUGAGCGCAGAUCCGGGAGUUGAACAAGUUGAACUGCUGAGCAGUCUUGUUUUUACAGAAAAAACAACCGUGUAAAUACGUUGAUAGCUACACGUUUUAUCUAUAGGAAAUUAUAUUUUAUUUUCAGUUUUGAGUCUUUCGCAGAAGGGGAGAGAGAAAGUGGGGAACGUUUUCUUUUCGUACUCUUUGUAGCCAUACAACCACUUGUCGAACUAUUGGGAAUAUCUAUGGUGGAGUUUACAGCCUAUUCAUACUGCUACCCCGGAGGGAACAGGGAGCCUCGAGAGUAAUCGCUGAGAUUGUAACUUGAUUUGACAAGCAGUCGUACACCUGUUGCAAAAGAGAGGCUGGGGAUAAGCCUGGGUGGCAAGUUGACCAUCACAGGAGCUGUGAAGCAGGGCCACUCUGAACUUCAGCUACCUCUUUUCAUUUUCUACUUUUGAGCGAGAAAACAUGACUGAGAAAAAGAAUGGAGGCACGGGGGUGACCUUCCUGACCCCAUGUCGUGUGGCGGGCGUGUGUCUGACCGUGGUGCUACUUGGGGGGAUUGGAGCUGCUGUCUGGGCUGUAGUAACAUUUUGUAUCAGAGAAGAAGACACAGGAUUAUAUGAUGUUCAGGUGAACUCCAAUCCAAGCUCGGACCUACGUCUCCGGGUGUUUGACCCGGCCGAGCGACGGUGGAGACACCUCUGUUCCUCAGAGGCCAACCAGCUCCUGGCCAACAUCAGUUGUGAGGAGAUGGGCUUUGUCAGCGUGGUGAAUUACUCCGUGUCCAGUAUCCCUGAAGGCAGUAACGACCGUGAGGAGUUCUUCUGUGUCAAAGAGAAGGAGCUGACCUAUGGAAAGAAGAUCAAAGAGUCUCUAUAUCCCUGUGACUGUGAAACUGGCCAGGUCCUAAGUCUCCUUUGUCAAGACUGUGGCAGGCGUAGUCUGACAGAGGACCGUAUAGUGGGUGGUGUAGAUGCUAGGCAGGGUAGCUGGCCGUGGCAGGUCAGUUUGCAGUAUGACGGGGUGCACCAGUGUGGAGGCUCCAUCAUCUCAGACCGCUGGAUCGUCAGCGCAGCCCACUGCUUCCCAGAGAGGAACCGUCAGGUGUCUCGAUGGAGGGUGCUACUGGGCUCCAUCUACAACAAGCUCACCCAUAAGAAUGUUAGAGUUCUUGAGGUAAAGACUGUGGUGUACCACAGCAGCUACCUGCCCUUUGUAGACCCCAACAUAGAUGACAACAGCAGAGACAUCGCUGUCCUGGCUCUGGCCCAGCCUCUGCACUUCACAGACUACAUCCAGCCGGUGUGUUUACCCCACUACGGCCAGCGCCUGAUUGACGGCCAGAUGGGGACAGUGACAGGCUGGGGAAAUGUAGGUUACUAUGGGACUCUUGCUGACGUUCUUCAGGAGGCUAACGUGCCGAUCAUCAACGACGCUGUCUGUAACGCCCCUGAUUACUAUGACAACCAGAUUACCACCAGCAUGUUCUGUGCUGGCUUUGAGAAGGGUGGUACCGAUGCCUGUCAGGGGGACAGCGGGGGCCCGUUUGUGGCUGAGGACUCCCUGUCCAAGGCCAGCCGCUACCGCCUGCUGGGGGUGGUGAGCUGGGGAACAGGCUGUGCCAUGGCCAAGAAGCCUGGCGUCUACACCAGAGUGUCCCGCUUCCUACCCUGGAUCUCCUCAGCCAUGAGGACGUAUCACAAUUCACCAGGAGUGCACAAAAUGGCGCGUACAUGGGAGCACUGACCUUUAAGGGAUCAGAAAUGACCAAAAUAUUAUCCAUUCGGACUUCCUGCACUUCACCUGUCCAAAAACCCAUCCUUUAGGGGAACCUUGUGCAGAAAUUGGAUAUAUAGGUAAAUUCAGCUAGAUUACCUGAGGAAACCCUUGAAAUGGUAGCUUGACCAAAGAAUAAUCAGUAGGUUUUUGGUCUUGUGAAAUGAGAAAGCAUCAAAUGAAAAGACUUAUGAGCCUUGCAUGACAAAGUCAUAGAAAAGCACCACUCUGCCAGCCAAUGUGCAGGUUGUACUGUCAUGGGGAUUAUGUGUAUGUCAUCAAAGGGUUCAUUUUUGUAUUCAGAGUUUUCUUACAGUUUGACUCUUUUCAGGUGCAACCAACUUAUGAUACACAUCAAGUCUGUGUAUCAAAAUGUAACGCUCAAACAGAUGUUACAGUUUUUUUCGAUUGCUAAACGACAGUGGGCACAACUGGAGUCACAUGUGCAAAACUCUAACUACAGUCUGCACUACCAACAGUCACCUGAGCUAAACAGUUCACAUCACCUGCAAAACUCAUUCCAAGCAACACAACUCUUAACACAUGGCUCAAAACACGCUCAGUGCAGCCAAACACUAUGCACAACCCUCACUGAGAUAACACACACUGUCACUCAGAACACACUUGAGAGUAAAAACACUAGCAUCAAACACCAAUACAGAAAAUACAAACUUUUCAUCUUUACAGUUUGAACAAUUUCAUUGACUUCAUACAAAGUAAUAUUUUCUUCAAAGAAAAGAGUGACAUUCUUUCACAUGAUUUAUUAAAAUUUUUAGAACAUAACAAUUCUUUAAGGUAAAUGAAAAUUAGCAGUUUGCUUCAAUAGUCUGUAGUAAUUUACGGAAUUACAGUAAUGAGAAAAAAAAGGUAGAAACUAAAAGUACAUACUGUAAUUCGAACAAAUAAUUGAGGGGCUAAUCCUGCCUCUCUCUAGCAUCAGGCCACAGGUUUUCUUCAACAUCACAUCUAAUGUUUUCUCUUGCCAUGCACCUGGGGAAGAACCUUCUGGAGUGCCUUAUCCAUCCCUGGCAGUCCUCUGGACUCGUGUCCUCACAUCCGGCACGCAUGGCUUCCAAAAGAGACAUUUGGUCAUGUGGGUGGUGACCAAACACUUUCCACCUCCAGGCAGAGAAAAACUCCUCUAUUGGGUUGAGGAAGGGUGAAUAUGCAGGCAGGUACAAAACCAUAAAUCUGUGAUGUGCUGCAAACCAAUCUGUGACAGCUGCAGAGUGGUGAAAAGCAACGUUAUCGCAAACUAUGAGAAAAACUUGGGGGUUUCUUACUGGCUCCCCCUGUUCUGCUGGCACUAGCUGAGCAUAGAGCUGUUCUAGGAAAGCUAUAAGCCUUUCUGUGUUGUAUGGGCCAAUGAGUGGUGUGUUGAGAAGCAAACCAUCAUUGGCCAUUGCAGCACACAUGGUGAUAUUUCCCACCCUUUGGCCUGGAACCUCCACAGUGGCCCUUUGACCUAUAACAUUCCUUCCUCUGCGCCGUGUUUUGGCAAGGUUAAAUCCAGCUUCAUCGAUAAAUACAAAUGAAUGUGGUCUUUCCAGUGCUUCCACCUCCAUUACUCUCUGAAAAACAGUAAGUGCACAGUUUUACUGUAGAAAUGCUAGUGUUUUUUUUUACUGUAAAUAUUUUGUAUAGCUGUGUACGUAACCUCAGACGUCUUAUUGGUAUCUUUGCUCUUUUACCCGUUCACUGUUUCUCUCGAACGGUACAGUGUAUAACUGUUUCAUUGUAACUUGGUGUUUCUUUAGGACUCGAGCAAUAGUUGUUGUGCUGACAGAAUUAACAUUUUCAAAUAUAUCAUUAUCAGCCAGCACUCUAUCUUGAAUCUCCCGCAGUUUUAUUGCUUUGUUGACAACAACCAUGUCAACAAUAGCAUUUUCCUGCGCAUCUGAAAAUAUUUUUCCUCUUCCCCCUGUUGGGGGCAGCCUUUGGGUCCUGUUGUAAAAAUAUAUUUUACAGUCAAACUUACUGUAAUAUAUAUCUGUGUAAAUAUUCUAUAAUUGCAAUACAAAAUAGAUUCCUGUAAUGUUUUCAUUUACUGUAAGGAUGUAACUCUCACCUGUUUGUAUGAUGGAAAAUUUGCAUUACAGAUGCCACUGUGGAUCUUUGCAGAUUGGGUUGCACCCUCAACCCUGCCUCUCUCAAUGAGAGACCAUGGUUCACGACAUGGUCUAUAAGUGUAGCCCUUAUUUCAUCUGAAAUAACAGCUCUUUGUCUUCUUUGUCUUCCUCCACGCAUCCGCCCUCUCCCUGCCACCCUUCUCCCUCCACGAACCCAUCUUCCUUGUUCCAUUUCCAAAAUGAGUCUUUCUGAGCUCUACCUAUAUAUACUGUAAUAUGUGUGUGUGUUCAUUAACAAGUCUAAAACAAGACACCUGCUUAGCCUUUCAGCUGUAAUUGCAAUCAGCAGUGUUUGAAAGGCACAAGGCUGAAAUCUAUUCCGUUUUGAAUGUGUGGUUCACAGUUUUGACAGCAGUGUGUUAGCAUUUGAAUCCACAGUGUUGUGCAGGUUGUGGUUAAAACUUGUUCACGCUACAGGUUCCCCAAGGGGAACCACGCCCCCCCCCGCUCAACUCAAACCGUGGCGCACAGAAUGCAAAAAUAUUCUUAGAAAUAUUUAACCUCCACACAUUAACAAGUCCAAUAGCACAAAUGAAAGAUAAACACCUUGUUCAUCUACCCAGCGAGUCAGAUUUCUAAAAUGUUUUACGGCGAAAACAUAGCACAUAUUUAUGUCAAACCACCACAGACACACAGACGAUAUGCAGCCAUUUUGUCAAGCAAAAGAUGCCAUCACAAACGCAGGAUUAAAAGAAAAAUAAUUCACUAACCUUUUGGAAAUCUUCAUCAGAUGACAGUAAUAGGACAUGUUACACAGUACAUUCAUGUUUUUUCAAUAAUAUGCCAUUUAUAUCCAUAAAUCUCCGUUUACAUUGAGCCAUGUUAAAAAAAAUGCUACAGAAAUGUACGGAGAAAUUAUAGAUAGCUCCGCCAGAUAACGCCAGAUAACAGCAAUACACAUCAUACAUUUUGACUAAAUAUACAUGUUCUACAUAUAGUUAGAAAGAUACACUGCUUCUUAAUGCAACCGCUGUGUUACAUUUAUUUUUAACGUUACAGAAUUCGUUCACUGGGCAAUAAUCUGAGGCGGCGCUCAGACAUAAGCAAUAUUUCUGCGCUAUGUUGGUGUCAACAGAAAUACAAAAUUACAACAUAAAUAUUCCCUUACCUUUGAUGGUCUUCGAUCAGAAUGUAGUGGAAUGAGUCAUACUUACCCAAUACAUCGUUUGGUCUCAGGUUGUGUGUCUUUGUAUUAGCAUAUGCUAACAGCUUCAGCUGAAAUGCACCCAAAAUGACUUCUGGUCCCGCACAGUUGCGCAUCAAAACUUCAAAAUUACAUAUUAUAUGUCGACUAAACUGGUCAAACUAAGUGCAGAAUCAAGCUUUAGGAUGUUAUUAACGUACAAAACAAUUUGCGAUUCAACCGAAAGAACGCAACUCUUCUCAGACGAGAUGGAACAAAGAAUGCCCUGUGUACAAUUGCGCCAGAACGCGCAGCUAUAUUCUCGUGACACUUCAGUAUUUUGCCCGCCAACGGGCCAAAGCUCGCGGGAUUUUCUCCAUUACUCGCCCUAUUGAAAGAACACAUCACGCUGAAGACACAGAAACUGUUCCCAGAUCCGUAGCUGGUUGGGAAGGGUGGGGGAGAUGACGUCAAAUUUGGGCCAACUUUCCUGAUGAGAGAGAGAGUUUGGGAGAAUGGCUGCCCUGUGAGUUCUGCUUUACAUACAGACAUAAUUCGAACGGUUUUAGAAGCUUUAGAGUGUUUUCUAUUCAAUAAUAAUUAUUAUAUGCAUAUAUUAGCAAUUUUGGACAGAUUUUUUUUCUGUUUACUAUGGGCACGCAAUUCCUCCAAAGGGGGCAGUAUUGUCCUGAGCCUUAGUCAUGGGAUAAGUGUGUAGAGUUUUGAAAACCGUGUUCAAGCAAUGAAAAACGAACUAGAGUUUGGUCCACAUGAACUGCUGUUGUGCACACUGUAGUUAGAGUUUUGCACAUGUGACUCCAGUUGUGUCCACUGUCGUUUAGCAAUCGAAAGAAACUGUAAAUAACAUUCUGGCUGGUUUUGCCGUGAAGUUUCUCCUUUAUAUGAUUCCCUUGAACAAAUAAUGCCAAAGUUACUGAAGAGAUUUUAACAUAGACAACAUGUAGCUGAAAUUCCCUAAGACCUCAAAUUUUCAUAUCAAAUAAAAACAUUAGUGUCAAAUAUUCAGCUCUUGAAUUGUCUCUCUAUCCUUUGUUUGUAUCAGAUUGCAGUUCAGAGUGACUGUUACCUUCUAUAAUGAUACAUGAUGUUUCUUAGUUUUGUUUUUGGUGGGGACAUGAAUUUAUGGACAAGUAAACAGGUGAAAUGUAAAUGAUAUUUCUAUAGCCUGUGUAGAUUAGAAAUUGAGCUGUUUAACGUAUGAGAUAUGCGUAGUUAAAUCAGUGUUGUAUUUGUUUGGCUUUAUUGUAAAUAUUAGUAACAGAUUUUUUUGAAAAUGGAUGUUUAUUUGUAAGCGAUCCAUGGAUUUCAAUCUCAAAUGUGCAAUAACAACCAGAAUGAAGUUCUUAUUUGCCAUUUCAGCUUCACAAGUUACUAGGGAUUAACGGUGAACAACACCAAGUCAUAUAACAUAUUCAUCACAAGAUGAUGCACUACACUACAGAGAUCAUACUCAGCUGUGUGUUGUCAGUUAAGAGCCUAUUACCUGCUGAGAACCACAACUACCUUAUUGGUAGAGAAUUAGCUACACAGCAACACGAGAAAAACUCUGUAUUGUCUGUUGAUCAUCAUGACUCAAUUUGCUGUAGUUUAUUGUGAUGUAGUUUAUCAAGCUUAUUUGACGGUCUUUAUGAUUUAUGAUUUCAUUUCCUCGUUUUAUAUUGUUUGAAGUCUAGUCUCUAUGCAGAUGACUUCAACAGAUGUGAAUGUAUAUAUAUUUUCUGUGAAGAAAUUAUGAAAUUCUUAGUAAGAAUGUUAUUGUUACUGAUUUAAACUUUUUAUUGUUACUGAUUUAAACCUUCUGUAAACGUAAAUUGUUCUAUUGAAUAUUGUAUUAAAAUAAAGAUUUAAUUUAACAAA